AUGGACUCCGAUCAAAUCAAAGAGAAGAGAGACUUCUCUCGGCCCUCAGAGCAUCUUGUUAACCAGUCCCUCUCCCUUGCCAUGGACUAUACCUGGGACAAGAUGCAACUUGAUGAGCACUGGCGAGGUGAAGCUCUUUGCAACGUUACCAUAACCGCAGAACAGGUCUUCCUUUUCCAAUGUCUUGGAAAAUCUCCCAUCCCGGAUGCAGAGCUCUAUAAGCGCUACAUACUGUCGGAGCAAAAAGAUGAUGGUUCUUGGCCUCUUGUUACGAAGUGCCAUGGAGAUAUCUCAGCAAGCUGUGAGGCCUACCUUGCCCUUAAAAUACUAGGCAUGAGUCCGUCUUGCCAAGAAAUGACAAAGGCGCGGCAGUUUAUACUAAAGGCUGGAGGUGUUUCUAAGGUCAGGCUGCUCACCCGGAUUUCCUUUGCACGGUUUGGCCUUUUCCAUUGGGAUGCUGUCCCUCACCUGCCUGCUGAAUUGAUACUACUCCCGCCAUCUUUGAAGUUCAAUCUCCAUCGGCUGUCGCCCUGGGCACGUUCUACAUUAAUUCCACUCCUGGUCAUCACCCACCAUCGACCUAUUUACGCACUUCCAAACGGGAGGUCGGUCGCCAAUGAUUUUCUUGAUGAGCUGUGGGUUGAUCCAACGCAUAAGAUGACUUCUCACUCCUCACUGUUCACAUCCCGUGAGCUCGAUCCUACGGAGCUCCUCUUCUCGGGACUGGAUACAGCUCUAUCUUAUAUUGGAGGACUCAGACGCUUUCCUCUCCGAAAGAAAGCCCUGAGAUACUGCAUUCAGUGGAUUCUCAACAACCUGGAACAACCUGGUGAAUGUCCAGAGAUUUCUCUGCCAAUCCACAACAACAUCCUAGCAUUGUUACUGGAAGGAUUUUCACAAGAUAGCCCUGCGGUAAAGGUGGGCAUGGAGGCUAUCAAAAGAUUCACAUGCCAGGACGAGACGGGAAAACGGCUGCAGACUUGCGAGUCUCCGGUCUGGGACACUGCGCUCAUGAUCCGCGCUAUCUGCGACUUAGGGUGGAAUACAUACGAUGACCGUCUUGAGAAGUCGAUAGAUUGGCUUAGCAAGCUUCAUAUGCCCAAAAUACGUGGAGGCUUGCCCGGCUUCCGUACACAAAAAGUCUUACGAGGGUUGUCUUUCCAGCACGACAAGAAUAUUACUCCCGGUGUUGACGAUACUGUGGCGGUCCUUCUCUCAAUGCUACAUCAGAAUUCUUCGAAGAUCAAGUCAGACACGGUAUUGAGAGCCGUAAUGUGGAUUUGCGAGAUGCAAAAUUCCGAUGGCGGCUGGGGGGCGUUUAAUACCGAUAACAAGCAGUGGCUCAACAAGACUCCGCUGAAAGCUUUGCGCCACAGCUCGACGACUGAUCUUACGGGUUAUGUUCUUGAGGCGCUCGGCAUGGUUCUCAAUAUAGCCUCGCAGAAGGACUCUGAAGACCUGAGGCUUUGGCUGGCUCAGACAAAAGUACUUGGCGUGAUCGCGACUGCAUCACAGAGGGCUGUACGCUAUUUGGCCCAGGAGCAGGAAGAAUCUGGUCGGUGGUAUGGCCGCUGGAGUGCUGGCUAUCUUCAUGGUACCAGUGCUGCAAUCUCCGGCUUGGCUUGGUUUGCUGAUGGUGAUAACUGGGUGAAAGACAUGAUCACAUCCGCUGUCUCCUGGAUCAAAGAAGUCCAGAACUUGGAUGGCGGAUGGGGAGAGGGUUUCGAAUCAUGCAAUGAUCGACAGAUGGCUGGAAAGGGUUAUUCCACACCGUCUCAGACAUCAUGGGCCAUUAUGUGCCUGUUGGAAGAACUGGAUCCGGAUGAUGCCUCGAUAAGAGCUGGGAUAAAUUAUCUCUUGGCCCAGCAGCAAGAUACCUCUCUGAAGAGGCAAGGGGCAUCCUGGGAGGAAUCAAACUACACAUGCACAGCUUCACCAGGGUCUCUAUACCUCCGAUCCCAGCUUUCCAGUCAUUACUUUCCUAUCAUGGCUCUUGGACGAUAUAGAAAGGCAAUGCUUUGUACCCAUGCUGAUUAG
This is a messenger RNA of Clonostachys byssicola, 2037 nucleotides long. Lineage: Eukaryota; Fungi; Ascomycota; Sordariomycetes; Hypocreales; Bionectriaceae. The record is from the annotation of a GenBank genome assembly.